This is a messenger RNA of Cryptococcus deneoformans JEC21, 1291 nucleotides long. Its product is annotated as expressed protein. The record is from RefSeq and is a predicted model, not a curated record. Gene Ontology annotation, cellular component: membrane. The transcript is spliced from 4 exons. The coding region runs from base 104 to 547 and encodes 147 amino acids. NCBI's taxonomy places the organism in Eukaryota, Fungi, Basidiomycota, Tremellomycetes, Tremellales, Cryptococcaceae.
UUGCGUCGACUUCCGGGCUCAGACACAUCUCUCCCACAAACAGCUAUUUUUAAGGACCUCAAAUAUAAUUAUACACGUCGUACUUCCAAGCCCUCACACUAUUAUGAUCAAUAUCUCUUAUUACACCCUUCCCCUCGUCCAUCUCCAAACUCUUGGGGCUUCCAUCCGAUUUGCUACCCGACGAUUGGGUUUCCGCAACAAUGUUAACCCUCGUCAAGUGCUUGAUGAUAUGGAAAAGUCUGGCAAGGUGAAACCCAAGACUUUGGAAAAGCUCAGAAGGAGGCAAGCAGCCCACGAGAACUGCUUUGAGAAUGAGGCGAUCUUUAUCGGAGCCGUCAUCGCUGGUAACCAGGUAGGGCUUUCGACCAAGUACAUGAACAUCAUGUCCGUGUCAUACUUUCUGCUUCGAUGUAUCUACAUCUGGAUGUACAUUAAUUUUGCAGAUCAAAAGAAAUCGUAUUGGAGGACGAUUGUCUAUUGGACCAGCAACUUUUGCUUCCUCACCACAUUCGUCAAGUGCGGCCUCAAGUUGAACGCUGGCGAUUAGAUAUUGCGCGGACAAUGCAUGAGCUGAAAGUGGUACUUCAUCAUUAUAUGGGCAAGAUCGUUACAUUUCAUCAUAUCAUCAACAAAUUAAUCAGAUCAACGUGGGACAUUACAUUACUACACAAAAACUUAUCGUCGCAUCGUACAAUCAAUGACUUCGCCGUCUUUUGUCGAGCUGAUAAUUUUGUACUUUGGCCGUCGCCUAGCCGGGGAUGAUACUUUUGUUUUCUUUGGGGAUGUUGCUCUUUGUGUAUUAGGAGGUGUAGGCGGGGGAGGCGAUAGGGAGGAUGAUUGGCUAGACCCAGAAAGGAGAGGGUGGCUGAGUAUCGAACUUUCCCGUGGCGAGCGUGAGCUUGGUUUGUUCAAAGGACAGGCAGGAAAUGAGACAGAGGUAGAGCGAGAUGAACGAGAUGAUUGGGUAUUGAUCUUAGUGGAACUAGAAAGAAUACCAGAUGGCGGGGAUGAGAUUUUAGGCGACCUGGCGGCUUGUCUACGAUGAAUGGGCUUCGCUGGAGCUGUAUCCUCUUCACUCGAUGAGCAGAGAUCGAUAACUUCCUGAGCCUGCACCCGGCGUGGUGGGAAGGCAGAUGGCGAGGAUAUAGUCUUUCUGAACGUUCGACUGGAGAACCGUGGGGUGAUAGUGGGAGUUGCCGUGGACUGCUCAGGAGAAGGGGAAGACUUGGAGAGGUCGGUGAUCGUUUUUAAAGGUGAAGUGGAUUUGUGGAUUUUUUUACGAGCACGCCGG